GUUCUCUGGAGCUGGGAGCCGAGAGACGGCGGGCGGGAAAACCCGGCGCCCGGAAGCCCUUGCUUUCUUUGACGCAAGGGCUUGGGACGCAGCCGCCGUCGGCCGAGCGCCCGGCGAGGAGCGACCCCAGACGGAGCCUCCGGAGUUCCUCCACCCCCACUUCGCCCGGUCCCGGAGCCUCGGUCUUCCCCGCCGCCCUCCUCGUGGCCAUGGAGUGUCCACACCUGAGCUCCAGCGUCUGUAUCGCUCCGGACUCAGCCAAGUUCCCCAACGGCUCCCCGUCGUCCUGGUGCUGCAGCGUGUGCCGAUCCAACAAAAGCCCCUGGGUCUGUUUGACUUGUUCAAGUGUCCACUGUGGAAGGUAUGUGAAUGGCCAUGCAAAAAAACAUUAUGAAGAUGCACAAAUACCCUUAACCAACCAUAAGAAAGCAGAAAAGCAAGAUAAAGUUCAACAUACAGUUUGUAUGGAUUGCAGUAGCUACAGUACAUACUGUUAUCGCUGUGAUGAUUUCGUGGUUAAUGACACGAAGCUGGGACUGGUACAGAAAGUCAGAGAACACUUACAGAACUUGGAAAACUCAACUUUCACAGCUGACAGGCAUAGGAAAAGGAAACUUUUGGAAAAUUCGUCACUAAACAGCAAAUUAUUAAAAGUAAAUGGAAGCACCACUGCCAUUUGUGCCACAGGCCUUCGGAAUUUGGGGAACACAUGUUUCAUGAAUGCCAUCCUUCAGUCACUCAGUAACAUUGAGCAGUUUUGCUGUUAUUUCAAAGAACUUCCCGCCGUGGAGUUAAGGAAUGGGAAGACAGCAGGAAGGAGAACAUACCACACCAGGAGCCAAGGGGACAACAAUGUGUCUUUGGUGGAAGAGUUUAGAAAAACACUCUGUGCUUUAUGGCAAGGCAGCCAGACUGCAUUUAGCCCAGAGUCCUUAUUUUAUGUUGUUUGGAAGAUUAUGCCGAAUUUUAGGGGCUAUCAGCAGCAGGACGCCCAUGAAUUCAUGCGCUAUCUUUUGGACCACCUACACUUGGAACUCCAGGAUGGUUUCAAUGGUGUUUCCCACUCCACGAUUCUUCAGGAGAAUUCGACUCUAUCUGCAAGUAACAAAUGUUGCAUAAAUGGAGCAUCUACUGUUGUCACAGCUAUAUUCGGAGGCAUUCUCCAAAAUGAGGUUAACUGCCUCAUAUGUGGGACAGAAUCUAGAAAGUUUGAUCCAUUCCUAGACCUCUCACUAGAUAUUCCAAGUCAGUUCAGAAGUAAGCGCUCUAAGAAUCAAGAAAAUGGACCAGUUUGUUCAUUACGAGAUUGUCUUCGCAGUUUUACUGACUUAGAGGAACUUGAUGAGACAGAGUUAUAUAUGUGCCAUAAAUGCAAAAAGAAACAAAAGUCCACAAAAAAGUUUUGGAUUCAAAAACUACCCAAGGUGCUAUGCUUACAUUUGAAAAGAUUUCAUUGGACAGCAUAUUUAAGAAACAAAGUUGAUACAUAUGUAGAAUUUCCGCUGAGAGGCCUAGACAUGAAAUGCUACUUACUAGAGCCUGAGAACAGCGGCCCGGAGAGCUGCCUGUACGACCUCGCUGCUGUGGUGGUGCACCAUGGUUCUGGGGUUGGUUCUGGACAUUACACAGCAUAUGCAACUCACGAAGGCCGCUGGUUCCAUUUCAAUGACAGUACUGUAACACUGACCGAUGAAGAGACCGUGGUGAAGGCAAAGGCCUACAUUCUUUUUUACGUGGAACGCCAGGCCAAAGCUGGAUCAGAUAAACUUUAAUACCUCCUCUAAAUCAUCAUCAUUCAUCAACUAUACCGGACAAACAUUUCCUAUUUUCCACAAAUACUUGAUCCAAGAUUUAAUUUCAUUAUGCACUUUUCAGUUUCCUAUUUUGGGUUUAGUUUUAUCAAUGGUAGUGACUUAUUGAACAUGGGCACCAACUAAUUUUGUUGUUGUUCUACCAGAAAACCUCAGCAGACAUUUUGAUUUGCUGCUUUAGUUGUAAUAAUUCAAUUUUUAUAUGUAGUUCCAAGAACUUAGUUCUAUUUGACUUUUUUAUAUUAAUGUUUUCAGUUCUCACUUUGAGGCACAUUUACAUCAAUGCUUUUGUUACUCUCACAUGCUGACAGCAAGAUACGUUCCUGACUGUGAAGAGCGACACAAUUGCCUGCUGCCUUUUCCAAGCUGUAAUGGAGAUCAGGUUGACUCUAAAUCACGGAUCAUGUGCUCAUGUAAUUUGUGGCCCACAAGAUUUCACAGUGACUGCUAAGUAAUCAUUGUCUUUGCCUGUUAAAGAUAACUGAGAGGGCAUCAUUAAGUAGACCGGGUAAUUGCUGCUCUUGGUGUCUCAAGGCUGCUGUGUAUCAGCACUAACUAAAUCAAUCUGUUGGUUCAGUUGUACCUCUACUGCAAAUACAAGAA
Propithecus coquereli (Coquerel's sifaka) is the source of this 2414-nucleotide messenger RNA. It is a transcript of the gene USP3, whose product is annotated as ubiquitin specific peptidase 3. Lineage: Eukaryota; Metazoa; Chordata; Mammalia; Primates; Indriidae. Gene Ontology annotation, cellular component: cytoplasm. Gene Ontology annotation, molecular function: cysteine-type deubiquitinase activity; zinc ion binding. The record is from RefSeq and is a predicted model, not a curated record. The coding region runs from base 210 to 1772 and encodes 520 amino acids. The transcript has 15 exons. Gene Ontology annotation, biological process: protein deubiquitination.